Messenger RNA from Etheostoma spectabile (orangethroat darter), 1229 nucleotides. RefSeq names its product signal-regulatory protein beta-2-like. Gene Ontology annotation, biological process: response to bacterium. The record is from RefSeq and is a predicted model, not a curated record. NCBI's taxonomy places the organism in Eukaryota, Metazoa, Chordata, Actinopteri, Perciformes, Percidae. The coding region runs from base 183 to 1229 and encodes 348 amino acids. The transcript is spliced from 6 exons.
UCUUAGGUCUAGUGGAGCUUUUUUCGUUGCAUUGUGACCAACCUUAUUUGAUUUCCCAAGCAGCCAAUCAGGUGAAUGUAGAUGAAUCUAGUGAACCAAUCAGACAGCAGUCAGCAGCGUAUGUCCCUGCGUGGUGAGAGUGUUGACACUGCUAUACCUUUGUCAGACCUGCUGUGUGAAGGAUGGGGAUGCAAGCUGAGAAGAUGGCAGUGUGCCUUCUAAAUAUGUCCCUGCUCUGGUCUGUGUGUGAAGCGCAGCUAAGUGACAUCUCUCAGCCAGCUGCUUUCCAAGCAGUUGAGCUAGGACACACCGUCACUUUUACAUGUAACAUUAAAAGUGCUGCCAGAACCAGGGUGUGGUACACACUAAACACUGGGAGGAGACUUCAGCCGCUGGCCUCCACGGAUACUUUAUAUAAUCUGACAAUAAUUAAAGACAAAUCACAUCGUUAUGAGGUCCAAUCGGACCACAUCAGCAGUCUUCUGACUAUCCUGAGGACAACGUGGGAAGAUGUUGGCACAUACUACUGUGGAGUGAUGGACUUAAGAGACAUUCAGUUUGGACAAGGAACUUUUUUGAUGAUAACAGGUGCAAACCCGAUCAGGGACUCUAGCGUCCAGCAGCGGGAGUCUGGACCCGUCCAGCCAGGAGACUCUGUGACUCUCAGCUGUUCUGUUCGCACAGGCCGCUGUGCAGCAGAACACAUUAGUGUCACGUGGCUGAAAAGCUCUCAUCCCUCUGCUCCGCAAAUGAUCUACUACUCUGGAAAUAAGAGCUGCCAGAGGACCGAGAGUGGAGAGACUAGUUGUGUGUACGAGCUUCUCCUGAGGAACCUCAGCUCUGAUGAUGCUGGAACCUUCUACUGUGUCCUGACGUCAUGUGGACAGACGUUGUUCGGAAACGGAACCAGGAUUAUUGUUCACAGAGACGUUGCCUUCACAGAAUCAGUUGAGCUGAGUCCAACUGUCAUUGCACUCAUGCUGUCAAACACCGUUCUUGGGAUUGGGACACUUGUGCUUGUAUGGACACUUUGCAAAAACCACAAGAAAUAUCCCACAGCUGCACUUGAAUCCAGGGAUGGAUCUCAUGAAGCAAGUCAGCCUGGAGAUGCAGUGACAUAUGCAGCCGUGUGCUCUGCUCCCAGAGGCUCCUCCCGCAGAACAGCUCCAAUGGAAUACAGUAGUGACGCCGUGGUUUAUUCUCAUGUCAAGUUCUCUACACAGGACUGA